Caenorhabditis remanei is the source of this 438-nucleotide messenger RNA. RefSeq lists its product as uncharacterized. Lineage: Eukaryota; Metazoa; Nematoda; Chromadorea; Rhabditida; Rhabditidae. The record is from RefSeq and is a predicted model, not a curated record. The transcript is spliced from 3 exons. Gene Ontology annotation, molecular function: protein binding; RNA binding. Bases 1 to 438 code for a protein of 145 amino acids.
AUGAUGUUGCCGGGAACCACGCGCCCUAUUGUUCCUCCGGAUUUUGCCAAUCCUCUUCCAGCCGGAUGUAUGGACAUUAGUCUAUCAUCGUACUUCCUCAUGGUCCACAAAAUUGAGAAUCUUUCAAUUCACAACGUUCGAGAUAUGAAUCGCCACUUGAAGUCAUCCAACGUCCUCUUUUUCUGGAAUUCCUGUAAUGGGCAGGAGGUUAGCCAAGAAGCUGAGUUUAGCCUUGACGCUAAACCACGGAAUCAUUUCUUCCCCAGCCGUUUGGUACCACGAAUUCCAGGGAAGAAACGCCAGCUCAUCUCCGUCCAGAAAUAUUUCGAAACUAAAUAUAAUAUUACACUCUCGUAUCCCAACUCCCCACUAUUCCGCGAGCCAUCGGGCAGUCUUUAUCCUAUUGAGUGUGUUUAUGUUCGUAUUCGCUUGUUCUAA